This is a messenger RNA of Daphnia pulex (common water flea), 2433 nucleotides long. RefSeq lists its product as uncharacterized. The coding region runs from base 411 to 1904 and encodes 497 amino acids. The transcript has 6 exons. The record is from RefSeq and is a predicted model, not a curated record. NCBI's taxonomy places the organism in Eukaryota, Metazoa, Arthropoda, Branchiopoda, Diplostraca, Daphniidae.
AAACUCUAGGAUAGGACGGACUCUGUGUGUGUGUGUGGGUAGAUAAGAAUGGCGAAGGCCGGUUCUCAACUUGUUGUUAAAGGCGCUGGCCUGUUAAGGGGCUGGCGGCCUGGGCGUCGGCCGUUAUAGGUAGCGGACCCCCCACCGACCCAAGUUGUUGACACGUUAACACACACACACACUAGUUUUCCCUUCCCAGUCGUCUUACCGGAAGCUACGGCUUUGGGUGUCGGGGAAUUGUCACCCGUCCGCCAGUUGUGUCCGCCAAUUGAUUUUGAAUGGAUUAGGAGCCAAAUUGUCAAAAAAUUAAGUUCGUUUUUUAAAUUUCAAAAAAUGGCGGGAGUUUGAAAAAGUGUUUUUUUAACAAAAUACGACAAGUGGGUGAUGGGCAGAGCGGAAGAGUGUGGAUUAUGAGUGGUCGAGAUCACAUAACGAUCCCGUCUCAGAAAUCCAAAUAUUUCAAAUCCAUCGGCGAUUUCGACGCAGUCGACGAUUUAGCGGUCAAAACAUUCAGCGCCGGAUCAGUUGCACUCCAAGUCAAUUUGGGACGCGGUCUCAUCAAUUCCGCUUUCGACAUCCACACGAUCCAGGAUCCCGAAGAGAAGGCCCUGGCCCAGCGACGACUCGACUGCCGCAAGCAUCUUCUAGAAAUGAGGUCCAGGAAUGCCGAUCUGAUGGACCCCGAAUCCGGCGGACAGACGGUCAUGCAGCAGGAAGACUUACAGGAAUGGUUGGACAAUUUGCAUUUAAAGUUAAAACAGGCCUGUUCGGGUGUGUCGACACCUGCGACGGGUUCGUCCGGCAAUCCUUUGGGCCCUCCGGUGCGACCUGCGCGCCCGUCUCGCCGAUCUGUCGCUGCCAUCGCCGUGGCGGCCGCUGCCCAAUCGAAAUCGUCGACGGCUUUCCAUCUGCCUCUUCCGCUUGGCUCCACUCUUCCGGUUCCUCCUCCUUCCUUCUCCUACUCGCUCCUGCCUCCUCCGUCGCCGGCGUCCAGCAGCAGCGGCGGCAGCAGCGGCGGCAGCGCCGACCCGUCCAUCAUCCAUAAGUUUAAAGCGGCCAGUGGAGCGGCCGUUGGUUAUCCGCACAUCAUCCGGCCGCGUUCCAUCAACGGAUUGGCCGACCAGGGAGCCGCCGCUUUGACCGACGGCCAGUACAUUGAGCGUCUGCAGUUGGCGCUGCAGCAAGCGUCCAUCUCGUCUCUCCAGGAGAGGCUGGCCGAGCGCAAAGUCCAGUCGGUUGUCCAACUCUCGUCAACCAGCGGAUCCGUCCGACCCAAGACGACAGUUCACGUCAAAUCGCCCGUCAAGGUCCGUCGGCACACUUCGCCCAGCAAGGGACACCAUUCCAAGCAUCACGUGACCAUCAGGCCGUCCAAAUUGAAAGGUACAACGUCGUCCAGUUUGCCGGCGGUCAGUCCAGCCCCGUCCCAGCCGGUCCCGGCAUUGCUGGCCAAACACUCGAAGAGCAAAGGGACGGGCAAGGGCAAAACGGGCCGCUCCAGUCGACACCGGGCCGACGAAGGAUCGGCCGACAGUUUAGUUUUGUCCAAUUCCACAUCACCGUCUUCCGACCUGAUGACCACGUCCAGGGCUCAUCACAUACCCCGUCUGUCGGACGUGGCGGCAGCGCCGGCCCAGUCGGACACACAGGCGCCCAGGCGAUCCUUCAUUUCCGGCGAUUUCUUCAACUGCGGCCAGACAGUGGACGAUAUCUACCAGGCGGCCGAGCAUUUGAUAUUGCCGCCGGCCCGUCGCGACGCCAACAUGUCUGAGCAGUCGGGCAGCAGCAGCAGCGCCGUCCAGUACGACACUGGGCCGUUGAUUCACCACCAAGGCUCGUUGGCCCAGCAAGUGGAGGAGAUUCCCAUCGUCGAAGACUUUUGGGGCGCAGCUCCCGACUACUGACAUUUUUAAAAAAGGCCACAUUGUUUGGGUUUGAGUUGGAAGCCGGAACGGACGGACCAAAGAAAAGUUGCAACAACAGCGGGGCAAAAGUGUUGACCCCCGAGCCGUUUUUUUUGGGGUUGUUGUUGUUGUUGUCAACUUUUUGAUGUUGCCCCUGUGGCUUUUCAUGUCCCCUUUUCUUAACCCGCUUCGCGUGACGGUGACCACACACACAAUCGAUCCGGCUUCCGGCUGUCUCCCCGACCUCUUUUCUCCCAUUUAUAACGUCCAACUUUUUCUUUUUCAUUUUUGUUGGAACCUCGAUUGUACUAUUUGAUUCUCCCUUCUUCCGGCCCGUCCAUAAAUCACUCUUUGUCGCUCUUGUGUUUCUAAUUCUCUUGAUUCUCAUCCAUCUGGAUUGUGUCUCGUCGUGGCGCUAAUUUCGACCAUCAACUUGCCGUACUCGUGUCAAUGUAUAACUCACCGCUCGCUCGCUCGCCAUUCGAGCGUGCUUGUAAAUAACCGAAUGAAAUGACUCAUCUAACAAUAA